UACUUUAUAAUAAAUAUACCUAUAUUAGUAAUAGUAAUUAAGUUCGUUUAUUAUAAAAGAGUAGAUAAUAAACUAAAGCCGACUAUUUUUUAUUUUACUCCGGCUAAGAAGCUUAUCUUCUAUAUAGUUAGUACUAUUAUUACUCUAGCUCUUUAUAACUAUGCCUUCGACGCCUAG
Colletotrichum lupini is the source of this 177-nucleotide messenger RNA. RefSeq lists its product as uncharacterized. The record is from RefSeq and is a predicted model, not a curated record. NCBI's taxonomy places the organism in Eukaryota, Fungi, Ascomycota, Sordariomycetes, Glomerellales, Glomerellaceae. The transcript has 2 exons. The annotation marks the transcript as partial.